GAGAGAGAGAGAGGAGCUGCACGGAGGAGCAUGACUGUCAGCUCAGAUUUCACCUGUUUACCUCCGUCCACACUCAGAGAGACAGACCGCCCCGACUGAGAGAGUGAGACAGACAGAGAGACAGACAGACAGACAGACAGCAUGGUACCUAAGACCCGGCUGGGGAAGCGUUCACCACUGGGGGCGCUGGUGAGCGCCGCCUGUCCGACUCUGGAGGGGCUGCUGGACCGAGCCACGAGCCCGGACCGGGAGGUGGGCGUGGCCUGCAUCGCCACGGCAACAGGAGCAAGAGCGCAGGCCAACGGGAGAGUCAAACUGCAUCCAGGACUGAAGGUGUGUUUCCAGUGUGAGUCCUCUGGUGUGGAGCAUCACCACCACAACGACCAGCCGUCCCUAAGCUCCGCCCCCCCGCCCAGCAGGCCACACCCAGUCUCCUCCUGCAUCGACGUCCCCAGGAGCAGCAGGAGGCCAGAGGAGGUCGACAUGGAUGAGAUGAUGGCGGCGAUGGUUCUCACCAGCCUGUCCUGCAGCCCACUGCUGCACAGCGAGCCUGCAGCCUCUGGUAUGGAGUGUGUAUGUGGUGAACUCUCUGACAGCAGCAGCGGCUACUGGAGCGUUGGCCACAGCAACGGAAGCCCCGCCCCCUCUCCACCAAUCACAGAGCCCGACGCCGGCUUGGCCACGCCCUCUGACGAGGGAUUGGACAUGGAGCUGGAGCAGGUGCUGUUCGAUGAGCCGGCGCCACGGAAACGCAGGCAGAGCUCGGGGAGAGCGGCGUUCGGCUGCCUGUGGCCGAGCUGCGGCAAAGUCCUGACGUCGGUGGUGGGCAUCAAACGCCACGUGCGCACCGUGCACCUCGGGCUGGGUGGGGAACAGGAGGAGGAUUUUUACUACACUGAGAUCCAGCAGCGGGACCCGCCCACGCCGCCCCCCACCCCGUUUAGCCCCGCCUCCUCCUCCCCCUCCUCCCCCAGCAGCCCUCUGGAGUCGGACCCCCCCUCAGACGGGACGCCCCGGCCCAGCCCGCUGAGCCGCUCGGCCCCGCCCACCCCCGGCAGCCUGUGGCAGGUCCAGUCAGAGCACUCGUACCAGGCUGUGUCGUUCCGUGUGCGUUCAGUCAGUGUUGGGGAGCAGUGGCUGCAGCAGGACAGCGCCCCCAGCAGGACCCUCCCUGCCAGCGCACCGCCCCCGCGCUGCCACUGGCCCGCCAGGAGGAUUCGUGGUGAGGCCAAGAAGUGCAGGAAGGUUUAUGGCAUCGAGCACAGAGACCAGUGGUGCACCGCCUGCCGCUGGAAGAAAGCCUGCCAGCGCUUCCUGGACUGAAGGAGGAGGAGGAAGAGGAGGAAGAGGAGGAAGAGGAGGAGGAGGAGAAGGAGGAGGAGGAGGAAGAGGAGGAGCAGGAAGUGGAGGAGUGAUCUCCUCACACCUGAACAGACUGAGAACCUCUCGUCUUUUUAUACAUGUUAUAUGAAACCCUAAAUCCUUUUUGUACUCUUUUCAAGUGAAGUGUUUUUUUACUCGUGUGUUUGUAGUGUUGAGUAGAGCCUGUGUCCCUGCUUUAGGUGAACCAGCGUCGGCAGCUACGUGACCUUUGACCUGCCAGCAGCUCCCUGCUGAGCCCCAGGUGCUGCAGCUAACACUCUGCACGAGCGUUAGCAUCACAAAGUGAUCACCUCGACCAGCCUGAGACAGAAACACAACAGUGAGACACUCUAAUGUGUGUCCACCUGCAGGGGGCGCCGUAGAGGCUCAAACUGAGCUGAACAGAGUCAAGUGAACAGCGAUCAAUCCACAUUUCUGAGCUCAGAGGAAGGAAAUGU
Myripristis murdjan (pinecone soldierfish) is the source of this 1820-nucleotide messenger RNA. It is a transcript of the gene znf395a, whose product is annotated as zinc finger protein 395a. Lineage: Eukaryota; Metazoa; Chordata; Actinopteri; Holocentriformes; Holocentridae. The record is from RefSeq and is a predicted model, not a curated record. The transcript has 10 exons. Gene Ontology annotation, molecular function: RNA polymerase II cis-regulatory region sequence-specific DNA binding; DNA-binding transcription factor activity. Gene Ontology annotation, biological process: regulation of transcription by RNA polymerase II. The coding region runs from base 142 to 1323 and encodes 393 amino acids. Gene Ontology annotation, cellular component: nucleus.